Oncorhynchus kisutch (coho salmon) is the source of this 2085-nucleotide messenger RNA. Its product is annotated as E3 ubiquitin-protein ligase TRIM39. Gene Ontology annotation, molecular function: protein binding. NCBI's taxonomy places the organism in Eukaryota, Metazoa, Chordata, Actinopteri, Salmoniformes, Salmonidae. Bases 186 to 1448 code for a protein of 420 amino acids. The record is from RefSeq and is a predicted model, not a curated record. The transcript is spliced from 10 exons.
GACUCUCUGUCUGGGAGACUUUAGUCUCUCUGUACCAGAAGCUUUUGGUAUUUUAGCUCUCUCUCACCGUAGCAGACGGAACACAACCUAGUCUCUGUCUCUUUCGCUCCUAGGCCAGGACCCUCACAGGAUUCUACACCAAUAGCAUAAAAAAGCACUAAAGUGGCUCUAUAAACAUCCAAAAAAUGAGUAUUCUCAAGAAGAGUAUUCUCAAAGAGAAGAAGAUCAAAUUCGACGAUGUCGAGGAGAGUGCAACGCAGAACAGCUCGAUCGGGGCGGUACGAUGGGAACUGCCAGAAGACCUACAGACUCACAACUCGGCACCUAAACUACAAUUGAGCAGCAAACCAUCCAGACAAAAGGGCCUAAAGGACCUGCGUAGCCUGCAGGACUGUGUUAGAUUCAUCACACAGUGGAAACAACAGGUGGAGGUCGUCUGCAAGCGCAGUAAGAAUGUCAGAGUGGACCAGCAGAGCGAACAGAGUCUGGAACAGUGUCGUAAACUCAUCCUCCAAUGGGCAGAGGAGUUGAAGAGAGUGGACACAAGUCCCUGGAUACAGGAGAGAGGUGACCUCAUUGACCUGGAGAAGAACAGGGAGGAUCCGGAACCCUCCACACAGGCAGAGCAGAGGAUCAUGGAAUGGGCUAAGGAGCUGCAGAGUGUCACAGAGAGAUGUGGUCUGAUGAGGGAUGAGCUGACCCAGAUGCUGAGACAGCUGGAGUUGAAUAAGAAGAAGCUGGUGACUCUCCUCCCCUUCCUGGAGUUUAUCACCUGGUCUCUACUGAAGGAACAGGACAGCAGCACGGGUAUUAUUCCCCAGCUAUGGCUGGCUACGAAACAACGCACCUGGAAAACAGAAACACCUAAGUACAUCCCAAACUCAGUGUGGAACUGGAUCUGCAGUGCUUCGGUUGACAUUAACUUGGACCCUAUGACCAACCACCCAUGGCUGCUGCUCUCAGACGACCAUAAGAAGGUCCAGGAGGCUCACUGCACGACAGAGGCGGCCUUCAGCACACAGCGCUAUGACUGCUGGCCCUGUGUCCUGGGCUGGGAGGGCCUGUCCUCUGGACGUCACUACUGGGAGGUUACCCUGGCCAACAACGGAUACUGGAGGGUCGGUCUGACCACCGCCACGUCCAAACGCCACGGUCGCUUCCCUAUGACCCCCGCAGAAGGCUACUGGGCCCUGUGGCGCAGCACGAGGCAGUUCUACGCCUGCACCAAGAUCGAGACCUCCUUGCCCAUGGAGAUGCUGCCCCGCAAGGUGGGCAUCUUCCUGGACUACGAAGAGGGUCAAAUCUCCUUCUACAAUGCGGAGACCCGGGCACACAUCUAUACAUUCACGGAUAACUUCAAGGAGAAGCUGUAUCCUCUGUUUGCUCCACUGGAUGGACGCACCCUCAUCACCAUCUCAUCGCCGAAGUAUGUCACAGAUGUAGACUAGACCCCCCCCCCUACCUAAUCUUAGAACCUCAAACUCGUGUUAGAAGAGCCUACCCUCCACCCAUCAUAGUCCAGGGUGAGCAGGAACUGCCCCUAAGAAACUAACUCAAUGAAGAUUCUCAGGUUUAGGCUUAGGGUUGUUUCCCUCACACUGAUUAUGGUGUACAGCAACAUUGAUCCUGGAACCGUGACCUCAAAAUAUCUAUUAAGAGCCCUCCUAUUGCCUCCAUGGAUGAUACAUCUAGUAUCUAUGAAGUUUCUAGUAUCUAUUUAGUAUCUCUAUUGAACAAAAAUAAACACAACAUUCAACUCUUUCAAAGAUUUUGCUGAGUUACAGUUCACAUAAGGAAAUCAAUCCAUUUAAAUUCAUUAGGCCCCAUCUAUGGAUGCAGGGGCGCAGCCAUGGGGGAGCUAGGCCCAGCCAAUCAGAAUGAGAUUUUCCGAGCCUCCCAAGUGGCGCAGCAGUCUAAGGCGUCGUCACUACAUAUCCGGGUUCAAUAUCGGGCUGUGCCGCAGCCGGCCCGCGGGUCCCAAGACGCAGCGCACAAUUGGCCCAGCAUCGUCCGGGUUAGGGGAGGGUUUGGCCAGCAGGGAUGUCCUUGUCUCCAUCGCGCUCUAGCGACUCCUGGGGCAGUCCG